This is a messenger RNA of Thamnophis elegans (Western terrestrial garter snake), 681 nucleotides long. RefSeq names its product DNA nucleotidylexotransferase-like. NCBI's taxonomy places the organism in Eukaryota, Metazoa, Chordata, Lepidosauria, Squamata, Natricidae. The transcript is spliced from 6 exons. Gene Ontology annotation, biological process: double-strand break repair via nonhomologous end joining. The record is from RefSeq and is a predicted model, not a curated record. Gene Ontology annotation, molecular function: DNA-directed DNA polymerase activity; DNA binding; DNA nucleotidylexotransferase activity. Bases 1 to 681 code for a protein of 226 amino acids. Gene Ontology annotation, cellular component: nucleus.
AUGGAUGAAGAAAAGUUUGCCAGUAAAGUGCUGAUACAAUACGGUCCAAUAUCUCGAAAGGCAAAAUUUGCGUGCAUUUUGGUGGUCCUAAUUUACUGGCAUGUCUUCUUUGGUUACAUGUCACACCAGCCAGUGAGCAAAGUGGGCAAGCAGACUGGACAUGAUGUAGACUUUCUGCUUACCGUUCCAGGAUCAAGGCAGGAAGAGGAAUUGUUACACACCGUGAUUGAUAUCUGGAAGAAACAGGAAUUGCUCUUAUAUUGUGAUCUGAUUGAGUCAACGUUUGAAAAUACAAAGUUGCCAAGCAGAAACGUCGACGCUUUAGAUCAUUUCCAGAAGUGCUUUGCAAUUUUAAAAGUCCACAAGGAAAGCGUGAACAGAGGAAGCACCAUCCAAUCAAAGCUUUUUGCUGACGAAGGAGCGAGAGACUGGAAAGCGAUUCGUGUGGAUCUGGUUGUUACUCCUUUUCAACAUUAUGCUUUUGCUCUCUUAGGAUGGACGGGAUCUAGGCAAUUUGAACGUGAUCUGCGGAGAUAUGCCAGCCAUGAGAAGAAAAUGAUGUUGGAUAAUCAUGCCUUAUACGAUAAAACCAAGAGAAUUUUUCUGAGUGCUGAAAAUGAGGAAGAAAUAUUUUCACACCUUGGCUUGGAGUACCUUGAACCCUGGGAAAGAAAUGCCUAA